Diversispora eburnea is the source of this 229-nucleotide messenger RNA. NCBI's taxonomy places the organism in Eukaryota, Fungi, Glomeromycota, Glomeromycetes, Diversisporales, Diversisporaceae. The record is from the annotation of a GenBank genome assembly.
AUGCAUUUAUUGAAAAAAUGGAAAAAAUGGUAUGAACCCUCUGAAGAAAUUAAUGUUAGAUGGUAUAAUUCAUUAUAUAACAAAGUAGAAAUAGAAGAAUUGGAAGUGAUCAGACUUCUUCCUAAUAAAAAAGCACCUGAUCAAUCAGGUUUACAAUAUGAAUGGUUUAAACACUUACCUGAAAGUGAAAGUAAGGCAUUCAGACUAAAGGGUACGGCUAAACAUCAGG